Aureobasidium namibiae CBS 147.97 is the source of this 4425-nucleotide messenger RNA. RefSeq lists its product as uncharacterized. NCBI's taxonomy places the organism in Eukaryota, Fungi, Ascomycota, Dothideomycetes, Dothideales, Saccotheciaceae. Bases 1 to 4425 code for a protein of 1474 amino acids. The record is from RefSeq and is a predicted model, not a curated record. The transcript is spliced from 3 exons. Gene Ontology annotation, molecular function: RNA binding.
AUGUCCCCUUGGCUCGAGCCACUCGUCACUGAGAAGCUCGCCGAUGCUCUGACUUACAAGACUGCAAAACAUCAUGCUAUCAAGCCUGAGCCUGACUUGCUACUUCAAGUCUCGGAGAAUGGCAGUAAUCUCAAACUCAAGCUCGACAUGCCCGCUGUAGAGUUGCGUGUGCUCAAGGUCCAGAAUUUAGACCUCACAGUUACUGACGGCCUAGUGUCUAUGCGAGCUAGAGUAACUGCCAAGGCUAGAGAUGAUUUCCAGAAACAAUACUCCUCUCUGCUGUCCUCUGUCGAGACUAGAUCAAUCACCUCCACUAUAUCUGGCAUUACUUACACACAUCUAAUUGAUAAUGCCCGCCGUGUCCAGCUGCUACUUUCCAGCUUGGCCAUUUCCAAUGCUUCCUGCAAUAAUCUCAGCCAAAUCACUCCUAUCCAUGAAGUCAGCCAAAUAAGGACAUUCUUGGAACAGCUACAACAACUCAAUCAGCCAGCAAACCCGCCAGCGUUUGUCCAUGAGACAAUUCCGCCGUCCACUCUGAAUGACAAUACGCAUGUGGAAGUGACCGAACCUCCCCAUGAUCGUGUUGAAGUCGUCGAGAGAAACACCCCCUUCAAGCGUCCCCAUUCGCCAUCCUCUUCCAAGCAGUCGAGUUCUCAUCGAUUGGUCAGGCGUCGUCUGCACAGCGAUGAUGAAGAUAUCAUUGUUCAGACAGGCUUAAAUUUGCAUCAGCCUGUACAGCUUCAGCCAAGUGCUUCUCGUGAACACGAGAGACUACUAAGCCUGCUAUCGAGCAGGGGCCAGAGUCUGAGAGCUUCGACUUCUGCUGAUCGUGAGCAGGCCUUACGACUGAUUAGCGGCGUGUCAGCUCAGAUGGCUCCACCUCCGAAACCAGCUACUAGAAUUGGCGAUCUUCAAGCACAAGCGCCAUCGCAAGUUGAUUCGCAAUCCUUGUCACAAGACUUCCAGUCACAGAUUCCCCUCGCCGAGAUGCCUGCUUCCGGACCAGCAGAAAGCGGCGUUUUUCCGAAAGGCAAUGCCGCUGUGCACUUUGCGCCUAAAGAGAUGACGCUACCCAAGAUUAGUAUACCAAGUAACACGCCGACCUCAGCUCAGCCAGAGUCUCUGGAAGUCACACAGUCUUCUUUACCAAGAGUUUCCUCCCAAAGAGUACCUUUGCCAUCACAAUCGGAGGCCCUGCCAGCCUCGUUGGCCACUUCAAGCUCGCACCUGUUGGAUGAGGCUUCUUCCAGCAUUCCAAAACCACUGUAUAGAGCUCCCUCAACUCUUUUCAUCAAGUACGCGCGAAGAUCAAUUCCAAGCAACCAACGGAAGCUGCUAGAUAAGCCUUUCUCAUGGUGGCCACACCGACCUGGAACCAAAUUCCCUCAUCCCAAUAUCCCGGUCGAAGACCUCAACAAGAUCGAAAAAGCUGCAGAACAACGAGCAGCGAAGAUAGUGGGGAGCGAACGUUCGAAGCAGAUUGAGGAAGGCGGUGUACAAGAGCGGCGAGUGAGGCUAUCGAACACUCCUCCCGUGACUCAGGGAACCCAGAACAGUGUUCUGUCGUGGAGUUCAUCACCCGAACAUCAUGCUGUGCCGCGAUAUCGCAAUGAUACCCUUCGGCGUUCGAUCAAUAUUGUGGAAUCGGAGCUACCAGACAACUCACAGCCAGACAGGCGACCGCCAACUAGGUUGCUUCCUGGCGAGUUUCCACCAGACAGUAGCGCUGAUCUCAUGCAGCUCGACGAUCUUGAAGCAGGUAGACAAGUUGUUCGAAUACCUUCCAGCCUACCUCCAGAUUAUUUAUCUAACGAGAGCUAUGGUUCUGACUCUGACGAUGAUCUUCCACCAGAGUCGAACGUGCGACAACUUCCCGAGUAUUCGUUGAGCUCACCUGAACCUGAAGAGACAUCCCCAAGACCAGAUCCCGAGGCACAGCGCGGGGCUACCGAGUCGCGAUCACUCAUCUUAGGGGAAUCAUCUCAUGAUGGGCCUCUAUCUAAGAUAGUUGACUCAGCCUCAUCUCCCGUACUCCAAGAUGCCGCAAGUCCGCAAAUUCGUGAGACUGUUGAAGAACUCUCGGUGGAUCCUCCGGCUGGUGAAUUUGACGGACUAUUGAUCCAACGGGAUUUCGGCGAACUCAAGGAUGCACCAGUAACGAAUGCUCAGUAUCAAACUGAUGAUGAUGUUGUCAUAGACGAUCAAUCCCGAGUCAAGAACGACCGGAUCGUUGAUGAGCAACCACGAACCACUGUCACAGACCUUCCAGCACCUCAGCCACUAAAACUUCGAUUAUCCGACUGGGGACUAAAACAGUCAGCUGAAACAAUCCUGUUGAGACAAGCUCGUUGGAAGCGCGAAUUCUUUGCAGACCCGGAACGAAAGAAGGUCCCCGAUCAUGAUACAGCUGCGAGCAAAUCGCUGACGCCACAAACGAUAUUACAACACGAUGAUGAGAUGGAGGGGAAUCCAGAGUCGCCUGUUGCGAACACGGAGCCGCAGCCUGAUUCAAUGGAGAUCGACGAAGCGCCGAUCGAGUCGGCGAAGCCACCUGACCCUAACGUCCUUAGUAGGGCCGCUAUCAUUGACCAAUGGCGCUCACAGAGUGAUCGGAUAGAUUAUCGUCCAGCGAGUGCACCCCAGACUGGGCCUCUCGAAUCUGCUAUUCCACAACCUGAGGUGACUGCGCCGGGAACUGAACCUCCAGGACCUACUGUCCCUGAGCCUGAGGUUGCUGCACCUACUGGAGCUAAGUCCACUGCUCCGGAAUUGCCUAUUCCCGAUGCUGCACGCAUCAAAGAAUCAUUGCCACCUAAACCGCUCUCCGCAGACAGGGCAGGUCCUGACACAGAAUCCGUCAGUUCAUUGCCACCUAGACCCUCGUAUCGUGCAGACGUGCGCAUGCGUGAUUCGAAGUCCCGACUUAGACAAGAGAUAGAGAAAGGCAAAUUUGGCGAGCCGACAAGAGCUCUUUGGGUUGGAUCGCUUCCUGCUUUCAUCGACGAUACCCAACUUGAGCAGAUGUUUGCAGAGUUCAGUCCUGUUUCUGCGUUUGCUAAGAAUAUGUCAGGCUUCGUCAAUUUCGCCGAUAUCGAGACAGCAUGUAGUGCCCUCGAAGCAAAGCAUCGCACUCCUCUCGGCGAAAGAAGCGUUGUGUGUAAAUUUGCAAGUCCUCGCGGAUUUGCUCCGCCCCGGCCCGCUCCUCUGGGAUCCGGCCAUCCCAUUGUACCGACUUUGAGACCCUCUCAAAACGCUACGCUGUCGCUGACGAUUGACGAUCUGCUUCGUCAAUUGGUUGUCAAGCGCAAUUUCAAGGGUAAUCGAACAGCCUUCGAAACCUUAUGCAAGAAUCUGCACAUGUCUUCAGAUAUUCCCCCUUCACAUUGGGACGAUUAUGUGGUUUUGCAGCCAGCAGAAUUCCUACCAUGGGCCAGUCGGACUAUCGCUAAUGGCGGUAAGGUCCUCGACUAUGACACAUACUGGCGUGAACACCUUCAGAACACUAUAAAACCUGGCCGGAUUCCUGUUUUGACUCGUGCCAGGCUGGCAGCCAUCUUCAACAAGACACCUGUCGUUGAAAGGCCUCCUGCCGGCUCCAGUGCACCUGUAUGCCCACAAACAGGUCCCGGUGUGAGACAACCAGUCCCACCAACGCCGCAUCGAACGCCACCUCCAGCCGCUCCUCUUGCUCCCAGAGCGGUAGCCGAGGAUCUGAGGCGAUCUGUUGUCGAGCGCAACGCCUCAAGUGCCACCAGUACACCACAGAAGGUUGUCCCCACAGGCCCUAGUCCGUUGCUUGAUUUGGCAGAGCCUCUGCGGUCGUCUAAGUGGUUACGCCACAACUUUAUAAAGGAUCCAAAUGGAAGAGUGAUCCAGCAAGAGCUCUAUGGUAUGUACAAGGACGAGUUUGCCCGUUCUGCAGUCCCAGUGAUGGCGGGUAAACUGUUUGUCAAGCACGUUCAAAACACCUAUCCUGGUCAGACCGUCGUUGAGAUCGACGCUGACGGCAACAAGACGUUCUACUCCACAGGACUCCGCCACAAACUCUCAUCACGACCACCACCUGCGGAUGAUGGUUCACCUGAGUUUAAGAUCAAGGGUGUUUCAACCUUGACUUCCGUCAAGAAGAGUACUCGUGGUGGCAUGCCUGAUGAAUCUCACAGCUCUCCUGGUGAGAGGGAGAGAAGACCACCGCGAAGGUCUCUUCCAUUCAGAGCAGAACCGCGUCUUUCAAGAUCUCGUUCACCGCCGCGCAAUCCUCCUCCGAGAGCACCGAAGGGUAAGCUCUAUUCUCCAGACCAUCUCUUGACUGAUGAGGAUCUCGACGCAAGUUCUGAGCCGCCAGAAUACCGCGACUUCUUGGCGAAAUAUCGUGCCUUGGGGAACGUGACUAAGAAGGGCAACGCGUUUUCUGAACGUGACUGA